This is a messenger RNA of Microthlaspi erraticum, 303 nucleotides long. Lineage: Eukaryota; Viridiplantae; Streptophyta; Magnoliopsida; Brassicales; Brassicaceae. The record is from the annotation of a GenBank genome assembly.
AUGCGGAUUAUGGCGCUUCAGAGCUAUGCAGAAUCUGAGAAAUACUUCCUGGACUGGGCUGCCAUUCUCCGUAAACAUGCAAGCAAUCUCGAGUCUGAAGAAGUAGUUAUCUUAUCGUAUCUGCAAAGUAAGGGAAGGUGCGAAGAAAUUGCUAAAGAGUUCGCAGAUAUGCUACGGCCUAUACUUGAAGAGAUUUUUUUGCUCCAAAGUCUUAAGAAAAAAGCGAUUGAAGCAUUCCCGGAUGGAGGAGCUCUCACCACCAAGAAAAAGACGAAGAUGAGGCUUUUUGGUUGUUUCUUGUAG